This is a messenger RNA of Gambusia affinis (western mosquitofish), 1678 nucleotides long. RefSeq lists its product as uncharacterized. The record is from RefSeq and is a predicted model, not a curated record. The transcript is spliced from 2 exons. Bases 1 to 1284 code for a protein of 427 amino acids. NCBI's taxonomy places the organism in Eukaryota, Metazoa, Chordata, Actinopteri, Cyprinodontiformes, Poeciliidae. Gene Ontology annotation, molecular function: nucleic acid binding. Gene Ontology annotation, biological process: DNA integration.
AUGUUUGCUGAGAUUUUGAAACAACUUGGUGUAGUCCAUCAACAAAGCAGUGCUUAUCAUGCUCAAAGCCAGGGGGCGCUAGAGCGUUUUCACCAAACCCUGAAGGCAUUGUUGCGAGCAUACUGCACAGAGUUGAGUAGAGACUGGGAAGAAGGUCUGCCUUGGCUUCUUCUGGCAGCUCGUGAAGUUGUGCAAGAAAGUACAGGGUUCAGUCCGAAUGAACUCGUGUUUGGACAUCAGGUGCGUGGUCCUCUCGCUAUUCUAAAAUCGAACUUGGAGAGUUCUGAUCCACCAUCAAACUUGUUUGACUACAUUAAUGGUUUUCGUCGCAGACUUUUCUUGGCUCGUAAACUAGCCUCUGAGAAUCUUAAAAAGGCUCAGAGAAAAAUGAAACGAUGGUUUGACCAAAAAUCUGAAAGAAGAGUGUUUCACCCAGGAGAUAAGGUGCUUGCCUUACUUCCCAUUCAGGGUUCACCAUUUCAGGCAAAGUUUUACGGUCCAUAUUUUGUGUUGAGACAGGUGUCUGAACAAGACUACAUGGUUUCUACCCCAGACCGUAAACGACCAACUCAACUGUGCCAUGUAAACUUACUAAAGCCUUAUUUUGGUCGUACUCUGGAGGAAAAAGAUGUGAAGGCAGUUGCUGCUUCUGUGAAAGUAGACUUGAGCUGCACAGCAGGAUUAGAUGAGGAUGUGCAAACUCCAGAUGAUGCUGUGUUUCAACCAAGACUUAAGAACUCUGAGAUAUUGUCUAACUUCCAAAUAUUAUUGAGUCAUUUGUCUACGGAAAGAAGUGAGCAGUUGAAGCAGUCAAUUUUGGAUUUUCAUGUUUUGUUUAGUGACAUUCCAACAUGUACUAAUUUAAUUGAGCAUGAUAUUGAUGUGAAAGAUGCGCAGCCCAUCCGUCAACAUUUUUAUCGUGUUCAUCCUGAGAAAAGCAAGUUUUUGGAGACAGAAAUUCAGUAUUUGCUGGACAACGGCCUGGCUAAACCAUCUUGUUCCAGUUGGGCCUCACCAUGUUUGUUGGUUAAAAAACCUGACGGUACUUAUAGAUUCUGUACUGAUUACAGGAAAUUGAACAGCAUUACAAAACCUGACUCCUACCCGCUUCCCCGGAUGGAAGAUUGCGUUGAUCGUGUUGGAACAGCGAAGUAUAGUCCAAAUCAGCGGUUGAUGCGAUGGGCCUUAUUUCUGCAACCUUACAACCUUGAUAUUCGGCAUAUUCGAGGCACUGACAACGUACUGGCUGAUGCAUUGUCUCGUGCCAUUGAUGGACCAGAAUAACAAGAAAGAUGGUUACAGAGGUCCUUGUUGGGAUCCUCUGUUUAAAGGGGGGAGGUGUUACGGCUGCAGUGGGUCUCUGCUUUUUCUCCUUUUAGGAUCCUGGAGGCAGGCCUUCUGCAGGUGUUAUGUUUUUUCCCUGAUUGGUGCUCUGCUGCUUUAAAAGCUGUCAUGCUGCAGCAGUCAGGAGGCUUUUUCUCCUCUCCCUCCUCAGAACCCCAGUUGGUUUGGUUUGGACCUUAUGAUUGAGUUUUGUUAGGUUUAUUUUGCGUUUGUUUAUUUCUAAUUGGUUAUGGGUUUUGUAUUAAUCUGUUUUGGCUUCUUAUUUCAGGUAAUCUCUUUUCAGGUUUUACUUAAUAUAAUUUAAUAAAUUUCAUUCUUUGAUUAACUCAGAAAA